GUUCGCCACCCCCUACCCCGCGAUCCAAGCGCGUCUUCCUGCACGUCACAUGGAGGUCCUCAUGGCUGUCGAGAAUGGCGGUAGCCAGGAACUUUGCAGGCGAGUCCACCAGUCCAUGGGAAUCAUCCAUCAAACUCUCGCAAUGUACAGGCUCCAAGAGGUGGCCUUCAGCUUCAACGGAGGGAAGGAUUCCACGGUCAUACUGCAUCUCCUACGCGCGGCACUCGCACAGAAGUCGCAAGUGCUGCCGCGCUCGUCGUCGUCGCCCGGCCUGGAGCUGCAGCCUGUCUCGCAACGCCCGCUGGGCAAGAGUCUGUCCAAGGUCGCGUCGUUCGGCAUCUCGCAGCGCCAACCCGAGUGCGGUGCCGACGGGCUAUGCGCCAUCUACUUCCGCGACCGCGAGGCCUUCCCCGAGAUCGACUCCUUCACCAUCGCCAUGGCGCGCAAGUACAAGCUGGACCUGGUGGAGACGGGCGACGCCUUCAAGCACGGGCUCGCGGCGCUGCAGCAGCAGCGGCCCGUCAAGGCCAUCUUCCUGGGCGUGCGCAGCAUCGACCCCAACGGAAAGGGUCAGGAGGUGUUUGCGGCGAGCUCGCCCGGGUGGCCGGCGUUCAUGCGCGUGAACGUGAUCCUCGACUGGACGUACCGCGACGUGUGGGAGUUCCUGCUGCUCACGCGCGUGCCCUACUGCUGCCUCUACGACCAGGGGUACACGUCCAUAGGAGGCGUCCACGACACGCUUCCCAACGACGCGCUCCAUGUCACCGACACCACGCGCUGGAUGGCCUCUGCCUCGCACCCGCCCGCCCUCUGCCCCUCGCUCUGGCUGCUCGCCUGCCGCCAGAUGUCCCUCACCCGCACCUGCACCUGCUGCUGCUGCUCCCAAGCCCCGCCUGCCCAAGCACCCCUCUCCGCCCCUGCCCAGUCCUCUGAGGUGGCUACGGUGCUGCGCACGGCCCGGGGGAGGGGAACGCACCUGCCGGCCUACUUCCUUGUGCACGAGGAGCUUGAGAGGGUCGGGCGGGGGAGGAGGGAUGAGGGUGCGAGAGGGACGCAAAAAAACGUGGGAAACAAGGUGGGGGAGGAGGACACAGCGCGAGGCAGUGAGGUCCCCUUGGGCGACGCGUGUGCGGUGGAGAAGGCAGAGGCGCCUGGGGAUGGAGCGACAGGUGCUGGUCGCACGGGAGUGGCAUGGGGGCACUGGUGGUGGCGUGAUGCAGUGGCACUCAGUGUUGGUGCACUCACUGAUGCGCCUGCCAACAACCACUAUGCAACUCAUCCUCUCACGCUCCUGCUGCACUGCUAUGGCUUGUCACUGCACAGCUCUCACAGGGUGUGUUGGAUGCUUCUAUCUGCAGCAGUGGGCCCUCAUGAAGGUGUUGCUGAUGCCGCACACUGCAAUUUUCCGUGUGUCGCCUGCAUGCCACACGGGCUGUCAGCAUGCAGGGGCACAAACUCCUGGUGUUGUGGGGCCAUGCAGCAGGUUCACUUGGGAAGCACAGAGCUGACCUACAAUGCUUCCUGUUCUCCUACCUCGCCACAAGUGGGUGCCAGAGGAUCAGCAGGCUGACCCCAAUGAAAUUUUGCUUGCUUUGCUGUAUGUUUAUGUAUAUAUAUGAUAAUAUAGUGCACUCGUCAGC
Molecule: messenger RNA, 1640 nt
Organism: Closterium sp. NIES-67
Lineage: Eukaryota; Viridiplantae; Streptophyta; Zygnematophyceae; Desmidiales; Closteriaceae
Source: the annotation of a GenBank genome assembly